ACCAUGUCUUUAAAUUCAUCUAUACUUUUAAACGAAGAAAGCUCUCAAGGACCAAAAAGAAAUACUGAAUGUUUGGAAAGCCUGGAAUUGCAGACUCCAUCAUCGUUUCAAGAGAACCCACUUCAGCAAUUACAGCUGGCAUCACAGGAAGUGCUUGAAAAGGCAAAAAAGAGUGGGAGAUCAAAAUGCCCCCGAUGCAGUAGUUCAAGGAUGUUCUAUUGUUAUACAUGCUUUGUUCCUGUUGAAACUGUCCCUACCAAAGAAAUUCCCACUGUGAAGUUACCUGUGAAGAUUGACAUUAUUAAACACCCAAAUGAAACAGAUGGCAAAAGCACUGCUGUGCAUGCUAAGCUCCUGGCACCUGAUGAUGUUACAAUUUAUAAAUACCCUUGCAUUCCAGAAUAUAAGGAAAAAAGACAUGAAAUAGCACUUAUAUUUCCUGGCCCUGAUUCAGUUUCAGUAAAAGACAUUGCUUUCCAUCUCCAGAAGUACACUAAGAAAAGUGUCUGUGAUGAUGAUGGCUGUUCUGGAGAGCCACUUCUUAAGCAAGCAAAAACAGAACCUCAGGAAGAAAAAAAUCUAAAUGAAUGCUUCUCAAGCAACAGGAGCGAGGGCACUGGACUGAAGAAAAUAAUAUUUAUUGACAGCACCUGGAAUCAGACUAACAAAAUAAUAACUGAUGAACGACUUCAAGGGUUGCUGCAAAUUGAAUUGAAGACCAGGAAGACUUGCUUUUGGCGUCAUCAGAAGGGAAAGCCAGAUACAUACCUUUCCACAAUAGAAGCAAUUUAUUACUUUCUUGUGGACUAUCAUCAGGAGAUUUUGAAAGAGAGCUACAAAGGACAAUAUGAUAAUCUUCUCUUUUUCUUUUCGUUUAUGUACACAUUGAUUAAAAAUGCCAAGUGCUGUGCAGGAAAAGAGUAAGAUACCUGUCUAGGUAAGUAACACUACCUUUUAUUUUGUUUCUUUUGUAAUAAUCAACUGCACAAAUGUAACUAUUUUUAUCUAACUGAAAUCUGAAAUUAGAUUAUGCUCUU
Apaloderma vittatum (bar-tailed trogon) is the source of this 1037-nucleotide messenger RNA. RefSeq names its product DTW domain containing 1 (gene DTWD1). Gene Ontology annotation, cellular component: nucleus. The record is from RefSeq and is a predicted model, not a curated record. Gene Ontology annotation, molecular function: tRNA-uridine aminocarboxypropyltransferase activity. The coding region runs from base 4 to 924 and encodes 306 amino acids. The transcript has 4 exons. Gene Ontology annotation, biological process: tRNA modification. Lineage: Eukaryota; Metazoa; Chordata; Aves; Trogoniformes; Trogonidae.